Branchiostoma floridae (Florida lancelet) is the source of this 7086-nucleotide messenger RNA. Its product is annotated as abnormal spindle-like microcephaly-associated protein homolog. The record is from RefSeq and is a predicted model, not a curated record. NCBI's taxonomy places the organism in Eukaryota, Metazoa, Chordata, Leptocardii, Amphioxiformes, Branchiostomatidae. Gene Ontology annotation, molecular function: protein binding. The transcript has 27 exons. The coding region runs from base 232 to 6969 and encodes 2245 amino acids.
UUAGAGGGGGAGAAUUUAAACUGCAGGACAAAAGCGACCGUUUGGUAUCAAAACUAACUGGUUUUAAACCGUCCUCUCCCUGCCUUAUCGUUUAGACUCUUUAAAUUCUUUUUCGAACGUGUCACUGAGGGAUUUCGAAAUCUCGUCAUUGGCGCAUUCGUAUUCUAAACGGUCAGCAACACAGCUUUCUUCUUCGGGUAAAUAUUCUGCAAGUAUGGCUGGGCCCGUGCCAUGUUCGUUUGGUAUCGUGCAUUUUUCUGUGAUACCAAGAAUUUGACCAGUCGGGGAACGAACAUGGAUGGAAGCGGAGAGUGUGCAGCUGAUGUACGGGGUAUGACAUGGUUCGACCCGUGGGAUGGGAAAGGGACGAUGUCCAGCCCGUCAGAGGAGACAGGAGAGGAACUCCCCGUGCUACAGUUGACUAACUUUGCUGUCACACCGAGGAUUGGAUUUGGCGUUGUCCGAGUUGGUGAAACCCAGACGAGGAAACUACUUCUCCAUAACCCUGAACCGUUUCCUGUCACAGUAGUGGUGGAAAAACUUCCACGAGCAAAAGGUUAUUCUGUUGACCUUACUGAAGUUGAGGUGCAGGCUGCAGAGGACAUUGUUGUGACCCUGCAGUGGACUCCUGGGGAAGAAUGUAACUCACGGGCACUGCUGGGCCUCAAGCUGGACAACGCAUUCCGGCUGCAUGUCAUCCUGUAUGGAAGGGCUGUGGUGCCAGUGGUGGGCAGGCAGAAGCGUGCCAAGAGGAGGGUGCGGCCAAGAGAAGCAGUCAGACAGGGGAGUUCUGUGGCUCGGCCAGGCCCUGAUGCUGCUCCUGACACAGAUGGGGAAAAUAUCCCUCCAGAUCAGCCGGACAUUGGCAAUGGUCCGCAAGUUAAGCAUAGCCACUCUACUGACACUUCUGUUGAACAAGGCAACAAGCACCCAGAUGUUUCAAUGAUCAACAGCCAUGGCAGCACAGAUGUGACAAAACCCUCAUCUGUACAGAAGUCCAAACCCGCAUCUGUACAGAAGACCAAGAGGAUUCUACAGCAGUCAACUGUCACUAAAAGAAGGCAAAAUUUUGGAAAGUCGUCAGAGGAUGUGCGUAUCAAAGCAGCCAAGAAAGAACUUUUCUGCCCACCCAACUCCGAUUCAGACCAGCCACAGCAACAGUUAACCAACAUCCAUAGUAGUGGUUCGUCUACCAAAUCAGGGGUGAGAGUUCAAAGUCAAACUCAAGAGACACCGUUAGACCCUGGGAAGCCUCUGGUACUCAGAAGUGCUGUUAGUAAGAAUAAAGUGAUGGCGGCAAAUAAACAUCCACAGAAAGAGUUGGUGAAGAGAGGUGAUACACUGUCCAAGAAGUCACAAGCAGUAAAAGUCAAGUCAACGCAAGUCAAAAAUCAAGUUGGAACUUCUGGAACUACAAGAUCCAAGCCCAAAGUUGCAAAGUCCAAGCUCUGCCUCGUCAACACCUCCAAAAGGCAAGAGUCAGUUCCAGCUCACCACUACAUGCCAUAUGUAUCAAAGAACAUGUAUUAUGAUGAGCGUUGGAUGCAGAAGCAAGAGCGAGCAUUCAUCCAGUGGCUGAACUUCAUCCUCAUCCCCAACACUAUGGUGUCCCAACCACGGAGGAAUGGAACAGCUGUGCAGAUGUGUGAGUAUGCUGUCCUGUGUAACCUGAACCAGCUGCGGCGUGCUGCGUGUCUGCUGUUCCAGUCGGAGCCCAUGGCCCGGGUCAUCCACCGGCUGGAGGAGGAAGUAGAGACUGGCAGACUUCAGGUUCGCGCAGACAGACACCUCCAUGCUGACCAAGGAAUUCGUCAGGCUAUCCUGGACAUGCUUCUCUCCUACAGUCCAUUAUGGCUGAGGAUAGGACUGGAGACCAUAUUUGGAGAGGUCCUACCACUACAGCACAAUGAUGAUGUGGCUGGGCUGUCCAGGUUCCUCCUGAAUCGAGUGCUGGGGAAUUCAGAUAUUGCCCAACAGUUCAGCCAUCCUACCGUUCCUCACAUGUACAAAACAGGCUAUGCUGCAGCCCUUGCAAAGUUCACUCUGAAGAAGUUCCUGACUCUAGUGUUCUUCAUGGACAGGGCCAAACUUACCCGCCUGAUCGACCAGGAUCCGUGUCUGUUCUGCAUUCAUGCCAACAUCAAGUCCAGCAAGGAACUGUUGCUUACCUUCUCCCGAGAGUACCUAAGUGGGGAGGGGGAUGUGACCCGCCACCUGAGCUUCCUGGGGUACAGUGUAACACACCAGCAGACAGCCCUGAUGGAGAUGGACUACACUGUUCAGAACCUGGCCACUGAUCUCAGGGAUGGACUCCGCCUCAGCCGUGCUGUAGAGCUUCUCACGAAGAACUGGACUCUGUCCUCCAAGUUACGAGCCCCUGCCGUGAGCAGACUGCAGAAAAUCCACAACACUAAAGUAUCACUGGAGGCUCUUCAGGAGGCAGGAGUGUCAUUGGAUACAGGACUCCGUGGAGGGAAGAUUGAGGCACGAGACAUUGUGGAAGGUCGGCAGGAGAAGACACUGGCACUGCUGUGGAAACUCAUCUUCCACUUUCAGGUUUGUAUGGAAGUGGAGCAGCUACAGCUGCAGAAGGAGGUGACUUUGUUAAGGAGAGAGCUUCAUCUACGGAGAGGAAGAGAUGUGUGGUUGGAGAUGUAUGGACCUGACUGUGGAGAGACCACUGACCAUGAAAGGCUCCUGCUACAGUUGUGUCAGGCAGUUUGUGCCUUCUACAACAUCAGGGUUGAUAAUUUUUCGAUGUCCUUCUCUGAUGGAAGAGUCCUGUGUCUGUUGGUUCAUCACUACCUUCCUGAGCUCCUACCUGUGGAGGAGAUCUGUAUGGACACCACCCAGUCAUACAUCACUAACUACACUGGUCAGGCUGGCACAACACAGGCAGAGUGUCCAGAAACUGACAAAGACAGGUUGAAGGAGUUACUGGCCUAUGAGAAGAACAACUUCAAGCUUGUGAAUCAGAAGGUUCUGGAGCUGGGAACAAUUCCACCAUUGCUGUGUGCAACAGACAUGUCCAACACUAUACCUGAUCAGAAGGUUGUCAUGGCAACAGUGUCCUACCUUUGUGCACGUGUCAUCAACCUGAGUCAGAAAGUUCGUGCUGUCCGCAUCAUUCAAGCCGCAUGGCGCAGGUACCACCCAAAGCCUGCUGUCGGAGAAUGGACAGAAGAUGUUCAAACAGCCACCAUACGUCUACAGGCAGCAGUCCGUGGUAUGAUUGUUCGCAGAUCGCUCCAAACACAGCACAAAUCAGCCACCACCAUCCAGGCUGCUGUUAGAGGAUGGACAGCAAGACAGCAGUACAUGAAACAGCGCCAGGCAGCUAUCAUCCUGCAGCAGCAAGUCAGAGCUCAUCUGAAACGUAAGACUGCCCAACAGAAAUAUCAGCAUGUUCGAAGAGCAACCAUAUGUCUACAGGCAGCAGUUUGUGGCAUGUACGUCCGACGAAGGCAAAAGCAGGCCCAGUUGGCUGCUACCAAGAUUCAAGCCUGUUGGAGGGGACAUCAGCAGUUGAUCAAAUACAAGGCUAUCAAAUUAGCUACAGCCAUAAUCCAGCAGCGCUUUAGAGCCUUCAAGUUGAUGCAAGAGAAGCAGCAAAUUUUCAGGUCAUGUAAAUCAGCAACCAUACGUCUACAGGCAGCCGUUCGUGGGAUGCUUGUACGCAGAUCGCUCCAAAGACAGCACAAAUCAGCCACCAUCAUCCAGGCUGCUGUUAGAGGAUGGACAGCAAGACAGCAGUACAUGAAACAGCACCAGGCAGCUAUUACUUUGCAGCAGCAAGUCAGAGCUCAUCUUGCACGUAAGACUGCCCAACAGAAUUAUCAGAAUAUCAGAAGGGCCACCAUAUGUCUACAGGCAGCAGUCCGUGGCAUGUACGUCCGACGAAGGCAAAAGCAGGCCCAGUUGGCUGCUACCAAGAUUCAAGCCUGUUGGAGGGGACAUCAGCUGUUGAUCAAAUACAAGGCUAUCAAAUUAGCUACCACCAUAAUCCAGCAGCGCUUUAGAGCCUUCAAGUUGAUGCAAGAGGAACAGCACAUGUACAGGUCAUUGAGGUCAGCAACCAUACGUCUACAGGCAGCCGUUCGUGGGAUGCUUGUUCGCAAAUCUCUCCAAAGACAGCACAAGUCAGCCACCAUCAUCCAGGCUGCUGUUAGAGGAUGGACAGCAAGACGGCAGUACAUGAAACAGCGCCAGGCAGCAAUUAUACUACAGCAACAAGUCAGAGCUCAUCUGAAACGUAAGGCUGCUCAGAUGAACUAUCAAAAUACUAGAAGGGCCACCAUAUGUCUACAGGCAGUAGUUCGUGGUAUGGUUGUUCGCAGAUUGCUCCAAAGACAGCACAAAUCAGCCACCACCAUCCAGGCUGCUGUGAGAGGAUGGACAGCAAGACAGCAGUACAUGAAACAGCGCCAGGCAGCUAUCAUCCUGCAGCAGCAAGUCAGAGCUCAUCUGAAACGUAAGACUGCCCAACAGAAAUAUCAGCAUGUUAGAAGAGCCACCAUGCGUUUGCAGGCAGCAGUCCGUGGUAUGAUUGUUCGCAGAUCACUCCAAAGACAGCACAAAUCUGCCACCACCAUCCAGACUGCUGUUAGAAGAUGGACAGCAAGACAGCAGUACAUAAAAAAGCGCCAGGCAGCUAUUAUACUACAGCAACAAGUCAGAGCUCAUCUGAAACGUAAGACUGCCCAACAGAAAUAUCAGAACAUCAGAAGGGCCACCAUACGUCUACAGGCAGCCGUUCGUGGGAUGCUUGUUCGCAAAUCUCUCCAAAGACAGCACAAAUCAGCCACCACCAUCCAGACUGCUGUUAGAGGAUGGACAGCAAGACAGCAGUACAUGAAACAGCGCCAGGCAGCUGUUGUCCUGCAGCUGUACAUCAGAGCUCAUCUGAAACGUAAGACUGCACAACAGAAAUAUCAGCAUGUUCGAAGGGCCACCAUAUGUCUACAGGCAGCAGUUCGUGGGAUGCUUGUUCGCAAAUCUCUCCAAAGACAGCACAAAUCAGCCACCACCAUCCAGACUGCUGUUAGAGGAUGGACAGCAAGACAGCAGUAUGUGAAACAGCGCCAGGCAGCUGUCGUCCUGCAGCUGUAUGUCAGAGCUCAUCUGAAACGUAAGACUGUUCAACAGAAUUAUCAGAAUAUCAGAAGGGCCACCAUAUGUCUACAGGCAGCAGUUCGUGGCAUGUAUGUCCGACGAAGGCAAAAGCAGGCCCAGUUGGCUGCUACCAAGAUUCAAGCCUGUUGGAGGGGACAUCAGCUGUUGAUCAAAUACAAGGCUAUCAAAUUAGCUGCCACCAUAAUCCAGCAGCGCUUUAGAGCCUUCAAGUUGAUGCAAGAGAAGCAGCAAAUUUUCAGGUCAUGUAAAUCAGCAGCCAUACGUCUACAGGCAGCCGUUCGUGGUAUGAUUGUUCGCAAAUCUCUCCAAAGACAGCACAAGUCAGCCACCGUCAUCCAGACUGCUGUUAGAGGAUGGACAGCAAGACAGCAGUACAUGAAACAGCGCCAGGCAGCUAUCAUCCUACAGCAACAAGUCAGAGCUCAUCUUGCACGUAAGACUGCCCAACAGAAAUAUCAGCAUAUUCGAGGGGCCACCAUACGUCUACAGGCUGGAAUCAGGGGGUUCCUUGCCAGACGGCAACUGAUGAAAUGGAUCCAUGCUUCCACAGUCAUUCAAGCUUCAUUCAGGUGUUUCCUACAGAGGAGACAUUACCUCUGUACCAGAGCAGCGGUGUGCCGUCUGCAGGCUGCUGUUAGAGGAUGGACGGCUAGAAGGACAUAUCAGCAGGUCAGGGUACACCACCGGGCUGCUGUUGUCAUCCAGAGCACGUACAGGGGUUUUGCAACACGCAAAGUUUUGCAGCACUGGAGAGCUGAGCAACAGAGACGACUUCUACACUUCAGUGCAGCUGCCUAUCAUCACCUGGCAGCAGUAAGGCUGCAGCGCUGUUACCGACGGUAUCUGGUCUGGCAGAAGGCAAAGCAGCAGCUCAAAGCUUUGAUUACCAUUCAGGCAUCUGUAAGGGCUUGGCUUCAGAGGAAGCACUAUCUCCAGCUGCGACAAGCUGUCUGUAAGCUGCAGGCAGCCGUGCGCUACCAUCAGAAGCAGCAUCUGGAUGCAGCAGUGGUGUUACAGUCACACUUCAGGAUGUACCUCGCCAAGAAACUCAUGAUCCAAAGGAAGAAAGCAGUGAUUACCAUGCAGGCAAUAUGGCGAGGUCGUCAUGUAAGGAAGAACAUAAAGAACAAGCGCAUCAGAAUUGCCCGUGCCAAAAUCCUGGCAGCCCAGAGAGCUGCCACGGAGGAUAAGAAGUUGUGCAAUAUGACUGCAACUGCCUUGAACCUGCUCCUCAAGUACAAACAUCUGUCUACCAUACUGGAUGCUCUUAGGAGCAUGGAGGUGGUGACCCGUUUGUCUGCUGUGUGCUGUGAGCGGUUAGUACAGGGUGGAGCUGUACAGGUUAUCUACACCCUGAUCCAGAGCUGUAACCGCAGCCUGCCGUGCCAGGAAAUUAUCAAAUAUUCCAUCAGCAUACUGCUAAACCUUGCUAAGAACCCAGCUACUGUGGCUGCUGCUGUAGUACAGGAGGGAGGAGUGGAGACACUGGUCAGUCUCAUGGCUAUCUACAGGGAGAAGGAUGAUGUCAUCUUUGGACAGACAUGCUUACUUCUGACAUUGUUCUGUAACAAUGCAGCCUACCAAAAGGAGGUUCUGAACAUGCCCUCGGUGACUCAGAAGCUGCAGAGCUUGUAUCGCCUUGUAAAGCGGAAGGCUGGAAUGAGCAGGAACAAACAGAGAAUGGGCAGUCAGGAGGACAAGAGAAGGACUUCCACUGCCCUGGUCCAGAUGGUUCAUCAUAUCAAGCCAGCAUGGAUCCUUAGGAAAGACAACAUGCUUGAUGUGCCUGAUCCACUACAGGCUGUUCAGCUGGUACUAGUGACAUUAGGUCUGUAACAGGCAAUGGUGUAGUACAAGUCAAAACUUUUAUGCCUUUUUUUUUUUGUAAAGAUGAUUAACCUUUAGAAACUAGUUAGGGGUACAUGUACAGUGUUUGUAGAGUUUGUUUCUUAA